CAAAAUUCCAAAGAAGUAACCGUAGUCAUGGCUUCUACUACGCAGUGCCCACCGUUCGGGUUCUCGGCGCAAUACUAUCAUGUCGGCAACGAUGGAAGCUGUGUCCGGCAGAGUAGCUUUUUUGAGGGUAACGUAGGUCUCAGUCAAGGAGUUGGGUAUUCUGUCGUUUUGGGUUUCGGAGCUUUCUUUGCUGUCUUCACCUCUUUCCUGGUAUGGCUUGAGAAGCAAUAUGUGGGGGCACAACACACAUCUGAAUGGUUCAAUACUGCAGGAAGAAGUGUUAAAACAGGACUCAUUGCUAGUGUAAUCGUAUCUCAGUGGACUUGGGCUGCCACAAUCUUGCAAAGCUCCAAUAUCACCUGGGAGUAUGGUGUUAGUGGUCCUUUCUGGUAUGCAAGUGGUGCCUCCAUUCAGGUACUCUUGUUUGGUGUUAUGGCUAUAGAGAUCAAAAGAAAGGCUCCUAAUGCUCAUACGGUCUGUGAGGUUGUAAAGGCCCGAUGGGGGACUAAAGCUCAUAUUGUCUUCCUUUGCUUCUGCUUCAUGACAAAUAUUAUUGUAACGGCCAUGCUUCUUCUUGGUGGUUCUGCGGUUGUCAAUGCGCUUACUGGGGUCAAUAUUUAUGCUGCAAGCUUUCUAAUUCCUAUUGGUGUCAUAGUCUACACAUUGGCUGGGGGACUAAAAGCUACUUUCUUGGCCAGCUAUAUACAUUCUGUUCUAGUGCAUGUGAUUUUGGUCAUUUUUGUAUACCUGGUUUACACGGCAAGUAGCAAGUUGGGUAGUCCGAAAGUUGUCUACAAUCAUCUCUUGGAAGUUGCCAACAAAUCAAGAAUAUGUCAAGAGCCAAUUUCUCAUGCUGGACAGGCCUGUGGACCUAUUGGUGGGAACUACAAAGGAUCCUACCUAACAAUGUUAAGUUCAGGUGGCCUUGUUUUUGGAAUUAUCAACGUCAUUGGCAACUUUGGCACUGUCUUUGUGGACAAUGGGUAUUGGAUGAGUGCCAUUGCUGCACGACCUUCAUCAACUCACAAGGGCUACUUGCUGGGUGGCUUGGUUUGGUUUGCCGUACCUUUCUCUUUGGCAACAUCACUGGGUUUAGGAGCUGUAGCUCUUGAUCUACCACUAACACAAAGUGAGGCCGGUCGUGGACUUGUUCCUCCUGCUAUAGCUAUAGCUUUGAUGGGAAAAACAGGAUCUAUUCUACUUCUUACUAUGCUUUUUAUGGCUGUGACAUCUGCUGGCAGUGCUGAGCUAAUUGCUGUUUCUUCCUUGUGUACAUAUGACAUAUACCGAACCUAUAUCAAUCCAAAUGCAACUGGAAAGCAAAUUCUGAAUGUUUCGAGGGUUGUCAUUCUGGCAUUUGGAUGUUUCAUGGGAGUGCUUGCAGUGAUACUGAAUCUGGUAGGAGUUUCAUUGGGUUGGAUGUUUCUAGCCAUGGGAGUUUUAAUUGGUUCUGCUGUUAUCCCUAUAGCUUUCAUGCUUCUAUGGAGGAAGGCAAACUCAUCAGGUGCUAUUGUUGGAACAAUCAGUGGCUGCAUUCUUGGGAUUAUCACGUGGCUAGCAGUGGCAAAAAUAGAGUAUGGGCGAGUAAAUCUUAACACAACCGGCAGGAAUGCACCAAUGCUUGCUGGAAACGUUGUCUCUAUACUGACUGGUGGAGCUAUCCAUACUGUAUUUAGUCUACUGUGGCCACAAAAUUAUGAUUGGGAGAGCACCAAGCAGAUAACUAUGGUCGAAAAGGAUAUGAACGAUUCGCCGGAUGAAGAAUUCAAGGAGGAAAAGCUGAAAAGAGCAAAAGCUUGGAUAUCGAAAUGGGGUAUCUGUUUCACUGUUGUGAUUUUGAUACUGUGGCCUGUUCUCUCUAUUCCGGCAAGAGAGUUCAGCUUGGGAUACUUCACAUUUUGGGCUGUCAUUGCAAUAGCCUGGGGUACCAUUGGAUCAGUUGUGAUUAUUGCUUUGCCUUUGAUCGAAAGCAGGGAAACAAUAAAAAAUGUUUUGAUUGGAAUAUUUACAAAUGCCAUUCACAAUGAAAAGAUUAAAGAAUUGAAUUCCAAAAUAGGUGAAAUCACGUUAGCGGAAACCAGAGGCUGAAGGAAUGUACUUAUAUUAGAGAAAGAGAAGACAAUGAAACAUGAAAAAUAGGGCGAAGAAUUCAUUCUGUUUCAUCAAAGCCACAAUAGUCUUCUCAUCUAAACUAUUGUCAAUGAUACAUGGAAGCUUAGAUUUCUGUUCAGAUUUC
This is a messenger RNA of Telopea speciosissima, 2236 nucleotides long. RefSeq names its product urea-proton symporter DUR3-like. Gene Ontology annotation, molecular function: urea transmembrane transporter activity. The transcript is spliced from 9 exons. The record is from RefSeq and is a predicted model, not a curated record. Gene Ontology annotation, biological process: urea transmembrane transport. Gene Ontology annotation, cellular component: plasma membrane. Lineage: Eukaryota; Viridiplantae; Streptophyta; Magnoliopsida; Proteales; Proteaceae. The coding region runs from base 28 to 2088 and encodes 686 amino acids.